UUUCGCCAUUUCCAUGGUAGAAGUAGAAAUUGCUAUUCUAUUGCUGUGAGAGCAGUACAUCGUGCAUUGGCGUAUGCUACCAAGGCAAGAGCUUUAAAGAAAGAGGAUAUGCGUGCUUUAUGGGAUGCCCGACUUACUGCUGCAUGUGAAGAACACAAUUUCUCAUAUCCCCUGAUGAGGGAGAGUCUUUCUCGAUGUAAUAUCCUACUAAAUAGAAAGGUAUUGACUGAUCUAGCUAUAUGGGAGCCACGAUCUUUCAAGUCUCUGGUGAAACUUGCUUGGAGUAGAGCCUCUCAGGAUGGACUAAAUGGAGUGAAAGAAUUGGGAGAAGAACCUUCAGGAGUAAUUACCAGAGGAAUGAUCAAGUGAUUUGUGUGGACAACCAACUUUUGUAUAUAGCUGUUUUUAGAUGUAGAAAUACAUUUACAUAAAAAUACUUACUGUGUUUGAUUAAUGUAGAAGAGUAUGACAUACAGUUGAUUGUAAUGGAUGUCGUUCCAGACAACUAAAGAUCUAAGGGAGAGAUUGAAGGGCGUGUGUGAACCCAGUGGAAUUACUAAAUUUUUUUGUUCAUUAAAUAAUUACCAAGAGAGAUAUGUGUGUAUAUUAAAAUCACAGUGUAAAAGAUGUAUCCACUCUUAAGCGACCCCUAGAUAGUCAAUAAUUUUGUAAAUAUUUUGCGUAAUAAUGGUCUUUGUACAAUAAUAUUAACAGUCUGUAGGUCACAUUGAAAGAUGCGCACUAUAUUGAGUCAAUAAAAAUGAGUUUUAUGUUUAUUGUGCAAUCUAGAAAAUAUUGUAUCAUCUAGGGCUAUUAUUGCACAAUACUGAUUGUAGCUUCACAGUAUUAUAUUGAUCAUCAACUAAAAUGGCUAUGAGUACAAACAAAAGAGAUUUCAGAUGUAACUGUUCUCCAGCAUUCAUCAAAUGUAUCAUCUAAUGGCAGGAAGUUUUGAAAAUUAUUUGGUUCACUAAUUCUUGGUUUAGGUUAUAAAAUUCAGGAGUGUUAUUUCUUUUUUUGAACCAUUCCUCUGAUCGACAUGAGACGCUCCACAUCCUGACUGGGGGAUGCAGAGAAGGCUUUCAUGUGUUGUUUCUCUCUCGCUUCUCACCUACAUUCUUUCUUCACCUCCUUUUUCUUCCUCACUGGCCUUCUCUGUAAGCUGAAAGUCCACCCAAGUGUUUGCCGCGCAUGUCGAAGGAAAUGAUUGACCUGGGAGUUGAAGGGUCUGUGCAUGCUUUCUGGACUGUCACUGACGCCGGAUGUUGGUACUGAGACCUGAUCUAUUCAUGUGCACCAUACGCAAACACAUGUGGGCCCUGGUGACUGAGGGGAGGUCUGCAUCGUGUAGAUGCCAAAACGUUCACUUCGGCCCCGGCUUCAAUUAGAAGGGCAGUCGGAAGCUUAUCCACUCCCGCUGAAUCGGUUCGGACUAGGUGACAACUCCCAAGGUGAGUGGGAGUGCCAUGGUGCCCCAC
Messenger RNA from Gryllus bimaculatus (two-spotted cricket), 1478 nucleotides. Lineage: Eukaryota; Metazoa; Arthropoda; Insecta; Orthoptera; Gryllidae. The record is from the annotation of a GenBank genome assembly.